AUGUCUACUUUUUCAAUCGCUACACGACAUUGUCUUGAACUGAGUACAAUUUGUGCCAGAUGUAAAUGGAAUUGUGAUCAUUAUCAAUCAAAUGGUUUUUGUCGCUGUAGUCCAUACAAAAAAAGAGAUUGUGAUGUAAGUCGAGAAUGUUGUUGGACAGAUAUCGUCAUUCACGUUGAUACACCACCCAAUCCUCGACUUUCUGAAGUGAACAUCAUUAUCGAUGGUGAUAAUUUUUCACAACGAAUCAUAGUUGUAUUAAUUGAUUUUUUUCUACAGCAAGGAUGUAGAACAGUUGGGACAGUUAUUUCCCCAUCGAAAUAUAUUGGAAUUCUUAGUGGAAGUUACGGUGAGCAAGUCAAAUUGGAAUUUAUUAGUCUUAUCGAAGGUGAACAUGUUCUGGUGAUUCCAGCAGCUAGCUCAAUGUAUUAUGAUCACACGGGUGGUUGUGAAGAUGCGGUUGUUUUACACAUUGGCAUCUAUCAUCGAGCCAUAGUCAUCUCUAAUGACACGUUCAAACCGAAAAUUGGUGAAGAACAUGAACUCACUCCAAAUAUCAUUCUUCAUAUAACGGAAACCAACAUUUCUGAUCAUGAAAUCUCGCUAACCUUUACCAAUCCGUCUCAUCAUCUUACUCAAUCAGGUCCUGAUGUUUUGAACGAUGUCAUAGACAAUGUUCUCGCACAAAACAAACUGAUUGAUCCCAUAUGUACAAGUUCAACGAUAGAACCGCAUAUUCCAGAAAUUCUCCAGCGACAUCGAAUUUAUAAUCUGAAUAAACAUCUCGAUCGAUGUGAUCGAGUUGUGUAUGAACAUUAUUCAAAAUUAGAAAAAUAUAGUCAACAAUUAAAUACGUUCACGAGACAAAUAGAGAAGGCACCGAUCGAUAAGAUGGACUUGAUUGAAGCAUUAAACGACAGAAAACAACAAGUCAUUGAAAAUAGAGAAGAAUAUCAAAACAAAAUUACACCAUUAUUAGAACAAAAUAUGAAAUUGAGAGAAGAAACGAUACAACAAUUAGCUAGAUUAGGUCAGUGA
Didymodactylos carnosus is the source of this 1038-nucleotide messenger RNA. Lineage: Eukaryota; Metazoa; Rotifera; Eurotatoria; Philodinida; Philodinidae. The record is from the annotation of a GenBank genome assembly.